GAAAUGCCUGGACAGCAGCAAAACCAGCUGAUUUCAAUGUGAAAUAAGCAAAUUAAGUUCACUGCAACGUGCUCUCCCCGGACAAUGAGAUGUCUGUCAUCACAGGCACAUUGAUUCCAGCUCAGCCCACAGGGAUAGACUUCCUGAAGUCAUCCAAUACCCUGAUAGUGACAGACAACUAUGGUGUCACCACAGACCAGAUCUACCUCACCACCUUCAAGAAGGACUUCAGGACCUCCGGCCACCUCCCCAAAUGUGGCAGUCUUCCCUGCCCCAAGCCCGCCCAGAUGCAGCACAAGGACCGCUCCAUCCUGGAGCGCUGCCCUGAGGCCCUGAGCUCAUACACACGCCCCCAGCUGCAGGCCAUCCACCGCAUACCAGCCUGGGCCAAGCUGUGCACCAACCUGAGAAUGCACGCGGACCGGCGCCAGGCCACCUUCUGCACCACCCAGGCUGAGGGUUACAAGCGGCACCCCUCCCACUCCGCCGCCAAGCUUGCACGCCCCACCGUGGCUAUUCAGAAAUGCACCGGAGAUCGGAAGCUGCCCCAGACCACACACAGAGAGACUUUCCCUGCCUUCAUAGCGCUGCCUGUGGUCAAAGCACCGGUCAAACACCUCGGAGGAGAGCCGACCAUCAGCGGAGACUAUGACAGGCUGUACUUUAGCACCCAUCACAAGGACACCUUCCAGGGCAGAUGGGCCCCCCCUCUUGCUCCAGUGGAGAAGCAUUUCCGCUCCUCUCUGGCGAUGGGUGACCCAGACAAGCUGGUGGAGAGGGAGACCACGCAUGCUGCCACCUUCGGGCCCCCCGAGCCCCCCCGGCCGGAGGGAGCGAUGGUGCGACUAAAGGUUAAUCUUGGGGACAGUGAAAACAAAUGGGUGUCGACCACAGCUGAUGCGUAUCGCAGGGUUAAGACAGAGGGUGUGCGGCAUGUGCAGAAGAUUCCGACCCAGAGUUCUAUACCCAGGGGAGAUUUAGACCCACAGCGGAACCAGGCCCGAAUGAUGGCCACCACAAACAGAUUCUUCUUCUCAAAGGGAAACCACAGGGAGCUCCCCUCACAUGUGGAUGGAUCCUGCCUCAUAACCAGGAGUAAUGUGCAGUUUGGUCCGCCCAGUUUGGGAAGGAAGUCCUACAACACCUCCUCCAGCGAUGAUUACCCCAGGAAAGCGGCGGCCCGGGUCCUGCCCCACACACAACCCUCUGGGCGCGUGCUCUCUGGCCCUGAGCAUGAACCUGCCGUCACAACAGUGCAGAGAGACUACCGUCCUUCAAAUGGAAAAAGACAGGAGCUGCACCCCAGACAGUUAAAACAGGUUAAGGAGAGCCACAUCAGUCCCCCCUGUAAGGAGCACCUCUUCAGCACAACCCACAAUGAGGCCUAUACACUCGUGCCUCUCUCCAGCAAAUCACUGAUAGACACACACAGCCAUCUGUACAGCCACGUACCCAUGUAGAAACACACACACUCAAACACUGUUCUUACUUACUGUUAACUUUCAAACAAAUAAACUAAUGUUGUUGCUCUCA
Clupea harengus (Atlantic herring) is the source of this 1533-nucleotide messenger RNA. RefSeq lists its product as uncharacterized. The record is from RefSeq and is a predicted model, not a curated record. Lineage: Eukaryota; Metazoa; Chordata; Actinopteri; Clupeiformes; Clupeidae.